Dentiscutata erythropus is the source of this 294-nucleotide messenger RNA. NCBI's taxonomy places the organism in Eukaryota, Fungi, Glomeromycota, Glomeromycetes, Diversisporales, Gigasporaceae. The record is from the annotation of a GenBank genome assembly.
AUCGAAAUAAAAAACAUUCUUGCUAAUGGAAAAGAUGAAAAGGAGGUCGUAGAUAUAACCAAUCUCCAGACAGAACAUAUAAAAGCAUUUCCAAUCAGUAGAUAUUAUAAAGAACCAAAACCUCAUAUUUGCAUCAUUACAACUGAUAUUAAGCAAAGAUCAAUCGCUCUUGCAAUUAUUUUAAAUCACAAUUUAGAAAUCGCCGACAAGCACAAACUGGAAACCGUCUCAGAUGAUUUGAGAGCAUAUUACCAAAAAGUUGCUCGAGAAUAUAGGAUACCACUCUCUGGAUAG